Molecule: messenger RNA, 583 nt
Organism: Talaromyces stipitatus ATCC 10500
Lineage: Eukaryota; Fungi; Ascomycota; Eurotiomycetes; Eurotiales; Trichocomaceae
Exons: 2
Coding region: 20-583 (187 amino acids)
Source: RefSeq, a predicted model, not a curated record
UAAGGGAGGCAAUAGCAACAUGGCUGAUCGAUGUGAUACAAAAGGUGCAGAAGAAGCAGCCACUGUACAGGGAACUGAAGAGAAGGUGCUUCCUAAGCUCACACCGGCUGAGUUUCGGGUCUAUAACCGUUUGGCCGAGCACAUGGAUUAUUUUCACAAUCACUUCCGUCAUAGCUGGAAUGAGCUUUAUGAAGCAUGUUGCAACAACAGACGACCAUCAGGUGUCUCAAUUCGACAGUUUCUUAACAUGGGCACGGAUUUCUUAUCACAAUUGAACUUUCAUCACAGCAUCGAAGAACAGAGUAUUUUCCCGAUACUAGCGAAGAAAAUGCCCGAGUUUAAGAGGGAAGUUCAUCUACUCAAACAACACAAAGAGAUCCACAAGGGGAUGGAUAGGAUGGAGGAUUAUUUGAUGGACUGCAAGUCUGGGGAAAAGGAGUUGAGGUUGGACGAGAUGAAGAAGGUUAUGGACUCUUUUGGGAAGGUGUUGUGGGAUCAUCUGGAGGAUGAGGUUAAGACUCUUGGGGCGGAGAAUAUGAGGAAAUAUUGGUCUCCUGAUGAGAUGAGGAGAUUACCUAUGUGA